CAACACUUCCAUCCUGUACUGACUGUAUAUUCCGUAGCAAGUAAUACGGCUUCAGCUUCUCUCUCUCUCCCUCUCUCCCUCUCUCUCGUUCUCCUCCUCCUUGCCGUUCGUUCCUCGUCACUCGCUUUCGCCUUGGGAGGCUAUUCCAGCCUAUUCCCCAUCCCUUCGUUCGACCCCAUCAUCCCUUUCGCCCAAGCAUUCUAGCACAGGCACUGGGACGCAGGGACUUCUUGAAUAAAAACCACCCCGAACGACAGAGACGAGCAUUCGAUACCCGUCAUCUCCAGAGGAUAACUCGCACCAUCCCUCCGGGGUUUCGACCCCAAUCCCUCGUACACCAUGGCCUUGAACGUCAACGGCGGUUCGGGGGCCCAUUCGCAGCCCUCGUUGCCCGCCCUUCCAGCACAUCUGCAAUCAGAUACACAUCUCACGGCUCACCUCGCAAGCCGAUUCCAUGUCUCCCUGCCGACCGCACAGCUGUCUUCCCACGCAUUGAUCUCUCUGAAUACAUAUUCCUCCUCCACCAAGGGCCCCGAUGGAACCAAGGAGGGGAGUGCCAUGGGCGGAGCCGAAGACCUGGCAGACAAGGCCUUCACAAGACUUGGAGCACGCUCUGAGAAUCAAGCCAUUGUAUUUCUCGGCGAGUCGGGUUCUGGAAAGACAACGGUCCGUUCACAUUUGCUCUCCGCUCUUCUCGCCAGGUCUUCGACCCCACUAUCUACGAAGCUAUCCCUUGCUGCCUACGUUUUCGAUACCUUGACCACAACCAAGACCGCCACAACGCCAACAGCUUCCAAAGCUGGUCUGUUCUACGAACUUCAGUAUGAUACAUCUUCGACUGUGAAUCCAACCCUGAUCGGUGGGAAGUUGCUCGAUCACCGGUUGGAGCGGAGUAGAGUGGCAGCGGUACCAACCGGAGAACGGAGUUUCCACGUCCUGUAUUAUCUACUGGCUGGCACGAGUCCCGCAGAGAAGGCGCAUCUUGGAUUCGACUCACCUGGAGCGGUGCCAGCAGCCGUGGGGGGCCAUGCCCACAGACACUCCACAGGAGGAGCGCAGAAGAGAUGGCGAUACCUGGGCCAUCCAACGCAGCUCAAGGUUGGCAUCAAUGAUGCCGAGGGGUUCCAGUUGUUCAAGACCGCCUUGAGAAAGCUGGAAUUUCCUCGGAGUGAGAUUGCCGAGAUCUGUCAGGUCCUGGCCAGCAUCCUUCAUAUUGGCCAGCUUGAGUUUGAGACGAGUGAGGAUACGACUCCGACCGCAGAUGACAGUGGUGGCUUCUCGCAUGAAGGGGGCCAGAGCGUCACAGUGGUCAAGAAUAAGGAUGUCCUUGCCAUAGUGGCCGCCUUCCUCGGAGUCUCCGCGCAGGACCUGCAAACCACUCUUGGUUACAAGACCAAGAUGCUUCACCGGGAGCGAGUAACGGUCAUGCUGGACCCCAAGGGGGCAAGGAGUAAUGCAGAUGAACUCGCGAGGACCCUCUACUCUUUGCUCGUAGCAUACGUGAUCGAGAACAUCAACCAAAGAGUUUGUGCCGCCGAGGAGUCGGUCGCCAAUACGAUAUCCAUCGUUGAUUUCCCAGGGUUUGCUCAGCAACCUUCUACUUAUUCCACACUGGACCAGCUCCUUAGCAAUGCCGCCACCGAGGCCCUGUACAACUUCACUCUCCAGAACUUUUUUGAAAGAAAGGCCGAGAUGCUCGAGUCGGAGGAAGUGAGUGUGGCGGCGACCAGCUACUUUGAUAAUUCCGACGCUGUCAAGGGACUCCUCAAGCAUGGAAACGGCCUUUUGAGUAUCAUCGAUGACCAAACGAAACGGAACAGGACGGACAUGCAGUUGCUGGAGAGUCUCCGGAAGCGGUUUGAGGGCAAGAACCCAGCAAUUGCCGUCGGGAGCGCCACUGCCAAGCUCCCGGGAAGCAAUUUCGCAACCGUCAAUACCGCAGCAACAUUCACGGUUAAACACUUCGCAGGAGAGGUGGACUAUCCAGUGUCGGGCCUGGUGGAGGAGAACGGGGAAGUCAUCUCUGCGGACUUGAUGAACCUGAUCUCGUCCACGAAGAGUGACUUUGUCAGCCAACUCUUCGGACAAGAAGCCUUGCAGACUGUUGUGCAUCCACAGGAGAAGAAGACCAUCGUGCAGGCUCAAGUGAGCUCGAAGCCUCUACGACAGCCAAGUGUCAUGCGACGGAAGGGCGAAAGACCCGCGAGAUUGGAGGCUCACGACAUGAAGCAGCCUACCGAAUCUAUCGACGACCUCUCCGACGUGGGAUCCACAAAGGGCCGGAGAGUUCGUAACAUUGACCAAGGCGCAGCAGCUCAGUUCCUGUCGUCUCUGGACAACGUCACAAAGGCUCUUACCGCGCCGAAUACAAACCCCUACUUUGUCUUCUGUCUCAAGCCCAACGAUCGACGCAUUGCCAACCAGUUUGACAGCAAGUGCGUGCGGACACAGAUCCAGACGUUCGGCAUCGCAGAAAUCAGCCAGCGCCUCCGAAAUGCUGACUUCAGUCUCUUCCUGCCGUUUGGAGAAUUCCUUGGCCUUGCAGAUGCCGAGACAAUCUUGGUUGGUAGCGAACGUGAGAAAGCCGAGAUGGUUGUUGAGGAGAAGAAAUGGCCCGCGAACGAAGCCCGGAUCGGCGCUACCGGUGUCUUCUUGAGUGAGCGAUGCUGGGCUGAGGUCGCCCGACUCAGCGAGCGUGGGUUCACCCAAGGCCGCUACCCUGUGCCCUCUGACGAUGGAGGAGAACACAUGCUCUCCCCGCACGACGUACACGGCGCUUAUGGAGCGUCGAAGGAACGCCUCCUGCCCUCUCCAUCCUACGGUUAUGGAGACAAGAAGGCGGGCUAUUUUGGUAGCCACGAUGUCGAUUCACGAUCUGAUGCCGGGGCAUCUGCGCUUGGGCAAGGCGACAUGUUCCGGAAUCUCGAUACGAAAGAGCAAUUGGCCGAGAAGGGCAAUGAGAAAACGAUGGUGGAGGUUGAAGAGGUUACAACCAGCAGCAGCCGGAAGAGGUGGCUCUUUGCAGUCUGGGCCAUGACCUGGAUGAUACCGGAUUUCAUGAUCCGGUGGGUUGGCCGGAUGCCCCGCAAAGAUGUCCGCUUGGCAUGGAGGGAGAAGUUUGCCAUCAACAUGAUGAUUUGGUGGAGCUGUCUCGCCGUCGCGUUCUUCAUCGUCGGCUUCCCUAUCGUCAUUUGCCCCAAGCAACAUGUCUACAGUGCCGCAGAGCUGACGUCCUAUGACGGCAAAGGUUCUCCUGCCUAUGUUGCCAUUCGUGGACUGGUUUUUGAUCUAUCGGAAUUCGCGCCAAAUCACUACCCGUACAUCAUUCCUGAGAAGUCCCUCCUCAAGUACGCUGGCCUUGAUGCGACGGGUCUCUUCCCGGUCCAGGUGUCUGCUCUCUGCCAGGGGGUCAAUGGGAGCAUCGACCCCCUUGUUCAACUCGAUUAUUCACCCACGAAUGUGACCGGCUCGGCUUCCGUGAUCAGUAGCACGGAUCCCAACAUGAAAUACCACGACUUCAGGGCAUUCACCAACGACAGCCGCCCUGACUGGUUUUUUGAGCAGAUGAUGAUGCUCAAAGCUAGCUACAAGAAGGGAAACAUCGGCUACACGCCUCAGUAUGUCCACACCCUGGCUAAUAAGCAGAACUCGAUUGCUAUCAUGAACAGUCGGGUCUAUGACCUAACGAAGUAUGUCCAGGGAGGACGCCGAGUGGUGCCCCCGGCUGGUCAGACAGCUCCUACUGAUAUUAAUACCAAUUUCAUGGAUCCAUUGGUUAUAGACCUGUUCCAACAGAAGGCGGGUUCUGAUGUGACCAAAUACUGGAACGCUCUGGACAUCGAUAGCGGGAUGCGCAGUCGUAUGCAACUCUGCCUCGACAAUCUGUUCUAUGUCGGGGAUGUUGAUACGAGAAAUUCUACCAGGUGCCAGUUUGCACGGUAUAUGGUCCUGGCCGUUUCCAUCCUCCUUUGCAGUGUCAUCGGGUUCAAGUUCUUCGCCGCUCUCCAAUUUGGGAGCAAGAACAUCCCGGAAAACCUCGACAAGUUCAUCAUUUGUCAAGUGCCCGUGUACACAGAAGACGAGGACUCCGUCCGUCGUGCUAUCGACUCGGCCGCCAGGAUGAAGUACGAUGACAAACGUAAACUCCUCGUGAUCGUCUGUGACGGUAUGAUCAUCGGUCAGGGCAAUGAUAAACCAACCCCACGCAUUGUGCUGGACGUCCUGGGGGUUUCCGAGACCGUGGACCCCGAGCCCCUGAGCUUCGAAUCGUUGGGCGAAGGCAUGAAGCAGCACAACAUGGGCAAGGUCUACUCCGGUCUCUAUGAGGUUCAAGGUCACAUCGUACCAUUCAUGGUCAUCGUCAAGGUUGGCAAACCCUCCGAGGUCUCCAGACCAGGGAACAGAGGAAAGCGUGAUUCUCAAAUGAUCAUGAUGCGAUUCUUGAACCGGGUUCACUACAACGCUCCUAUGAGUCCACUCGAACUCGAGAUGUACCACCAGAUUCGGAAUAUCAUCGGGGUCAAUCCCACCUUCUACGAGUUCAUGUUACAGAUCGAUGCGGAUACGGUAGUUGCUCCCGAUUCAGCGUCUCGCAUGGUCUCGGCCUUCCUGGACGACACGAGACUCAUCGGAGUUUGUGGUGAGACGGCUCUUUCGAAUGCCAAAUCAUCCUUCGUCACGAUGAUUCAAGUCUACGAAUACUACAUCUCUCACAACCUCUCCAAGGCGUUCGAGAGUUUGUUUGGCAGUGUCACCUGUUUGCCAGGUUGUUUCACCAUGUAUCGCAUCCGAGCAGCGGAUUCCGGGAAGCCGCUCUUCGUGAGCCGUGAGGUUAUCGAGGCCUAUGCGACCAUCCGCGUGGACACGCUUCAUACGAAGAACCUGCUUCACCUGGGAGAGGAUCGUUACCUGACGACACUCCUCAUAAAGCAUCACGCCAAGUACAAGACCAAGUAUAUCUUCAACGCUCACGCUUGGACCAUUGCUCCUGAUUCCUGGAAGGUCUUCCUUUCGCAACGUCGUCGCUGGAUCAACUCUACGGUGCAUAACCUGAUUGAGCUGAUGCCAUUGACAGAGCUCUGCGGUUUCUGCUGCUUCAGUAUGCGCUUCAUCGUCUUCAUCGACCUGCUCUCCACCCUCGUCCAGCCUGUUACUGUCGCCUACAUCGUCUACCUGAUCGUCGUUCUCGCUCUGCAUGCCACUGUCAUUCCCAUCACGGCAUUCAUCCUGCUCGGUGCGAUCUACGGUCUGCAGGCUAUCAUUUUCAUCCUUCGUCGGAAGUGGGAGAUGGUUGGCUGGAUGUUCCUCUAUAUCCUUGCCAUUCCGGUCUUCUCCUUUGGGCUACCUCUGUACAGUUUCUGGCACAUGGAUGAUUUCAGUUGGGGUAACACACGUGUUGUCACGGGAGAGAAGGGACGGAAGAUUGUUAUUACCGACGAGGGCAAAUUCGACCCUGAAUCCAUCCCUCACAAGAAGUGGGAAGAAUACCAAGCCGAGCUUUGGGAGGCUCAAACGAUGCAAGAUGACCGAUCUGAGAUGUCGGGCAUCUCAUACGGGACUAAAUCCUACCACCAUGCGUCCGAGUACAACUACCCUCCUUCCCGUCCGCUAUCCCAGAUGGCUGGCAACUACCCUUACGAGUCGAAGAACCCGUACCUCUACAACUCGCGCAUGUCCCUGGCGCCAUCAGAGAUGCUUGGCAACCGCCAGAGCCAGUUCGGAGGGAGCCAAUUCUUCGGGCAGCAGGAGGUCGAGAUGGCCAACCUGUCGGGUGUCCCUAGUGAUGAUGCGAUCCUAGCGGAGAUCCGGGACAUCCUGAAGACGGCGGAUCUGAUGACGGUGACGAAGAAGAGCAUCAAGACGGAAUUAGAGCGGAGAUUCGGCGUGCAGCUAGAUGUUCGCCGUGCCUACAUCAACUCUGCAACCGAAGCACUGCUCUCUGGGCAACUGUAGUUAAACGGCUUGCUUGCUUGCUUUGUUUGUAUU
Amorphotheca resinae ATCC 22711 is the source of this 5985-nucleotide messenger RNA. RefSeq names its product glycosyltransferase family 2 protein. The transcript is spliced from 3 exons. The record is from RefSeq and is a predicted model, not a curated record. Gene Ontology annotation, molecular function: cytoskeletal motor activity; chitin synthase activity; ATP binding. Lineage: Eukaryota; Fungi; Ascomycota; Leotiomycetes; Helotiales; Amorphothecaceae. Gene Ontology annotation, cellular component: myosin complex; cell periphery; cell septum. The coding region runs from base 340 to 5952 and encodes 1870 amino acids.